Messenger RNA from Uloborus diversus, 2278 nucleotides. RefSeq names its product protein arginine N-methyltransferase 7-like (gene Art7). The record is from RefSeq and is a predicted model, not a curated record. Bases 17 to 2143 code for a protein of 708 amino acids. Lineage: Eukaryota; Metazoa; Arthropoda; Arachnida; Araneae; Uloboridae. Gene Ontology annotation, molecular function: protein-arginine N-methyltransferase activity. Gene Ontology annotation, biological process: peptidyl-arginine methylation. The transcript has 14 exons.
UGCAGUAAAUUUGUGAAUGGUAUUAAAACACGUGAAACUGCAGAUCAUCUGUCAAAUUCAUACCUUUUUUCGCGAUAAAAGAUCUUUAACAAACAUGAGUGUAUUUAGAGUCUCUGUAAAUCCUUUAAUAGGUAAAAAAGAAUGGAUACAAGAACCAGAGCAUUACGACUACUAUCAAGAGGUUGCCCGAUCAGCAUAUGCUGACAUGUUGCAUGAUACUGAGCGAAAUCAAAAGUAUUAUGUUGCUAUAAAGAAAGCUGUCAAGUCGAUGAAGGAACAAGGGAGAUUAGCCAAAGUCUUGGACAUUGGGACUGGAACUGGACUGCUGUCAAUGAUGGCUGCCCGUUCUGGUGCAGAUUCUAUUACAGCUUGUGAGGUUUUUCGACCAGUUGCUAAAUGUGCUGAAGAUGUGAUUAAAGAAAAUGGCUUUGAAGGAAAAAUAAAAGUUGUUCUGAAGCAUUCAACAGAUUUAACUGUUGGUGAAGACGGAGAUUUGAAAGAAAAGGCAAAUAUUUUAGUUGCUGAAGUCUUUGAUACAGAGCUUAUUGGAGAGGGAGCCCUAAAAACUUUUCAUCAUGCUUUAAACAAUUUAUUGGAACCUGAUUGCAUAGUAAUCCCAUCCGAAGCUUCUGUAUUUGUUCAAGUCAUAGAUUCGCCAUUAAUAACAAGUUGGAACAAGCUUUACCCAAUAACAGUGGACUCUGACAAGUGUAUAUACCCCCCAAAAUGUGUUGUUUCCUGUCCAGGAUCUGCUUCUGUUCAUGAUGUGCAGAUGUCUCAAAUUCCGAAAGACAAAUUUCACGCUUUGACAGAGCCAGUCUGUGUUUUCACGUUCGAUUUUACUGGUAAGAAAUCCAUUGAAAUGAAUGAAACGUUCAUAAAACAAGUAUCUACUCUUAGAGAAGGAAACUGUGAUGUUGUCUUUAUGUGGUGGGAUUUAAAGAUGGACAUGGAUGGUGCUGUUAUUUUGUGUAAUGGACCUAAAUGGAUGCAGCCUGAUCCGAAAGCAGCACAGUGGAGGGAUCACUGGAUGCAAGCUAUUUAUUACCUUCCUGAAGCUGUUGCUGUAUCAAAAGGAGACAAAAUCACACUCACUGCCUAUCAUGAUGAAUACAGUCUAUGGUUUGCUAUUCCUAAAGCCAACAAUAAGAAGCUGAUAGAGAGCCCGACAUGUAAAUGCUUAGUUCACGUCAGUGACUCUCAUAGUAGAAUUGCCAUGAAAAAUGACACUGAAAGAAAUUCUAUUUAUGUUCAAAUGUUGAAAGAGGUGGUCAUUGAUAAAAUUUGCCUUUGUGUUAGUGAUGGUUCUCUUUUGCCUCUUAUAAUAGCAAAACUGGGAGCUAAAAAGGUAUUCACUGUGGAAUCCAGUAGUUUCCAUCAAAAUAUGAUUGAAUCCUACAAGGAGUCCAAUGAUGACAAAGAUGUGAUACACAUAAUCAAAAAAGAACCAGUUGAUCUUACUUUAGAAGAUUUAGGAAUGGAAAAGGUAAAUGUUGUUGUUGCAGAACCUUAUUUUUCUAAUUGUUUGCGACCAUGGGAGCUUCUCACAUUUUGGCAUUUGAGAAAAGUCCUGAAUCCACUUUUGGAAGAAGAUGCUGUGGUUGUACCUGAAGUUGGAAAAAUUAACGCUGUUGGUGUUGAAUUUGAUGACUUGUGGAGGAUACGAGCACCAGUCAAGAAUGCUGAGGGUUUCAACCUUUCAAAGUUUGAUGAAAUGAUACAGAAAGCCAUUUCAAUCGCAGAUACUGCAGUUGAACCACAUCCACUUUGGGAAUAUCCAUGCAAGCCAGUCACAGAUGUUUUUAACUUGUUACAAGUAGAUUUUCAGAAAAACAGCUACAACAACAAUCUAAGCAUUUCAGGGAAACAGGCCAUUUCAAGUAAAGGGGUGUGCAAUGCAGUGGUUUUAUGGACAGAUUACUGUUUCAAAAACUCAACACUAAAGACGGGACCAAUUGAAGAUGUACAACCGAAUUCUUACGUUAAGUGGUACAUGAACCUUCAGCAAGGAGUGUACUUUGUUCAACCACCCGUACAUGUUAGUGAAACAGGUCAAAUACUGGAGUAUAAAAUUUCGAUAAACUUAGAUACUGCUGAAACAUCUUUUAAUUUUAAUGUGAUAGAAGUUUCUGGUGAUAUUUAAAUAAUGGACAUUAUUAUGAUAAAAAUUUAUUUUUAUAUAUUGCCAAUUUGUUUUUUGUACAAAUUAUAUUUUAGGAACUUAUUCAUCCACAUAAAUUGUCAUGCAUUUCAUGUACUUACAUUAAAAAUGUACAUA